AUGAUGUCACUAUUAGUGACUGACAUCCGCACGUCUUUAAUAACCAUAACCAUCGGUUAUAUUGUGUAUAAAUUGGCAAAGUUUUAUCAUUUGAGAUCUAAACUACCUCCCGGUCCGCAUCCCAUUCCGUAUUUGGGCAAUAUAUUGUAUCAUUGGGAUGUUGUGUUCCGACGAAUGGCUAAAAAGUAUGGCCCCGUAUUUACCAUCUGGUUGGGGCCAAAGCCACAAGUGAUGAUAACUGACAUUGAUUUAGCCCGAGAGGCGUUCAGGAAGAAUGAUAUGGCCGGUCGUCCCGAGUCUUAUUUUGGGUCUCAAUUGUCAAACGAGAAAUACCAAGAUGUAGUGUUUACUGAUUACGGACACACGUGGGAGGCAUUAAGACGUGUGGCUCAUUCGGCCCUACAAAAAUACUCAGUAAACGAAAGAUUGGUUUCUGUGGCCACCGAUUGUGUCGACAAAACUGUUAAAACAAUUUUUGCUAAGGAAGGAGUAGACAAACCCUUUUCACCCGUGGAUUACAUAUAUUUAAUGUUUUUGAAUAUCUUAGCCACGAGUACUGUCGGACAAAAAUUUAUGGACAAAACAUUAGUUGCAAAACAACGAAAGAUAUUCAAUGAAUCUGUGGAUAUCAUCAAAAAGAAAUAUAUCAAACAUUACGACGACUAUAACGAGUCAAUUGAGAGAGAUUUUUGCGAUGCACUCAUCAGUGCUAAGAAUGACGCCCUCAGAGACGGCAAAGAAUCCGCACCCUAUCUGACCGAUGAUAACCUCUCGAUGACUAUCUUUGACAUGUUCUUCGCCGGAACCGAUACCUCUCAGCAGACAUUUCAAUGGCUUUUGCUAUUUGUUUGCUAUUAUCCAGAAAUGCAGCAGAAGUUGAGACAAGAGAUUGAGUCCCAAAUCGGAGACCGAAUGCCAACACAUGAGGACAGGAAUCGAUGCCAUUAUGUCAUGGCUUUCAUCGCAGAGACACUAAGAACGAGAAACGUCGCGCCCACUGGUGUUCCCCAUAAAGCCCUUGUUGAUACUAAACUUGAUAAAUACACAAUACCUGAAAAUAUGGGAGUUUUUGUAUACCAGGGAAUCAUUUUACGAAAUGAUAGCGAUUGGGAAAAUGCCGAUGAAUUCACACCCGAGAGGUUUAUUGAUAGUGAGGGACAGUUCAUCACAACCCGUCCCAAAGCGUUCAUCCCCUUCGGUGUGGGCCGUCGUGUCUGUCCGGGAGAGAAGUUAGCCAUCGCUGACCUGUUCCUGGUUUUGGUCCGAUUUCUUCAGUCCACACAAGACUAUAAUAUAGUGCUCGACAGUAACGGCGGUAUAGAUCCCGACCCUAACGUUGCCGACAAUAUAGCCCCUGCAGAAUAUAAAAUUAAAUUGGUUAAAUUAUCUAAACUACCUCCCGGUCCGCAUCCCAUUCCGCUUUUGGGUAAUAUGAUGUUAUUUAAAUGCAAAGAUCAUUGGGAUGUUGUGUUCCGACGAAUGGCUAAAAAGUAUGGCCCCGUAUUCACUAUCUGGUUGGGAACAAAACCACAAGUUAUGAUAACUGACAUCGAUUUGGCCCGAGAGGCGUUCAGGAAGAAUGAUAUGGCCGGUCGUCCCGAGUCUUAUUUUGGGUCUCAAUUGUCAAAUGAGAAAUACCAAGAUGUGGUGUUUACUGAUUACGGACACACGUGGGAGGCAUUAAGACGUGUGGCUCAUUCGGCCUUACAAAAAUUAGUUACAAAACAACAAAAGAUAUUCAAUGAAUCCGUGGAUAUCAUCAAAAAGAAAUACAUAAAACAUUACUACGACUAUAACGAGUCAAUUGAGAGAGACUUUUGCGAUGCACUCAUCAGUGCUAAGAAUGACGCCCUCAGAGACGGCAAAGAGUCCGCACCCUAUCUGACCGAUGAGAACCUUUCGAUGGCUAUCUUUGACAUGUUUUUCGCCGGAACCGAAACCUCUCAGCAGACAUUCCAAUGGAUUGUACUUCUGAUGACAUACUAUCCGGAAAUGCAGCAGAAGUUGAGACAAGAGAUUGAGUCCCAAAUCGGAGACCGAAUGCCAACACAUGAGGACAGGAAUCGAUGCCAUUAUGGAAUAAUUUUACAAAAUGAUAGCGAUUGGGAAAAUAGCGAUGAAUUCAAACCCGAGAGGUUUAUUGAUAGUGAGGGACAAUACAUGACAACCCGUCCCAAAGCGUUCAUACCCUUCGGUGUGGGCCGUCGGGUCUGUCCGGGAGAGAAGUUAGCCAUCGCUGACCUGUUCCUGGUUUUGGUCCGAUUUCUUCAGUCCACACAAGACUAUAAUAUAGUGCUCGACAGUAACGGCGGUAUAGAUCCCGACCCUAAUGUUACCGACAAUCUAUCACCUCCAGAAUAUAAAAUUAAAUUGGUUAAAUUAUCUAAACUACCUCCCGGUCCGCUUCCAUUACCGCUUUUGGGUAAUAUAUUAUUAUUCAAAUGCAAAGAUCAUUGGGAUGUUGUGUUCCGACGAAUGGCUAAAAAGUAUGGCCCCGUAUUCACUAUAUGGUUGGGAACUAAACCACAAGUUAUGAUAACUGACAUCGAUUUAGCCCGAGAUGCGUUCAGGAAGAAUGAUAUGGCCGGUCGUCCCGAGUCUUAUUUAGGGUCUCAUUUUUCAAACGAGAAAUACCAAGAUGUGGUGUUUACUGAUUACGGACACACGUGGGAGGCAUUAAGACGUGUGGCUCACUCGGCAUUACAGAAAUACUCUGUUAACGAAAGAUUAAAAUAUAUCAAACAUUACGACGACUAUAACGAGUCAAUUGAGAGAGACUUUUGCGAUGCACUCAUCAGUGCUAAGAAUGACGCCCUCAGAGACGGCAAAGAGUCCGCACCCUAUCUCACGGAUACCAACCUUUCAAUGGCUAUCUUUGACAUGUUCUUCGCCGGAACCGAUACCUCUCAACUGACUUUUCAAUGGAUUUUACUAUUUGUUUGCUAUUAUCCAGAAAUGCAGAAAAAGUUGAGACAAGAGAUUGAGUCCCAAAUCGGAGACCGAAUGCCAACACAUGAGGACAGGAAUCGAUGCCAUUAUAUCAUGGCUUUCAUCGCAGAGACACUAAGAACGAGAAACGUCGCGCCCACUGGUGUUCCUCAUAAGGCUCUUGUUGAUACUAAACUUGAUAAAUACACAAUACCUGAAAAUAUGUCAGUUAUGGUAUACCAGGGAAUCAUAUGUCGUAAUAACAAGGAUUGGCAAAAUGCCGAUGAAUUCAAACCCGAGAGGUUUAUUGAUAGUGAGGGACAAUACAUGACAACCCGUCCCAAAGCGUUUAUACCCUUCGGUGUGGGCCGUCGUGUCUGUCCGGGAGAGAAGUUAGCCAUCGCUGACCUGUUCCUGGUUUUGGUCCGAUUCCUUCAGUUUACACAGGACUAUGAGUUAGUGCUCGACAGUAACGGCGACAUUCGCACGUCUAUAAUAACGCUAACCAUCGGUUAUAUUGUGUAUAAAUUGGCAAAGUUUUAUCAUUUGAGAUCUAAACUACCUCCCGGUCCGCAUCCAUUACCGUUCCUGGGCAAUAUAUUAUUAUUCAAACGCAAAGAUCAUUGGGAUGUAGUGUUCAGAGAAUUGAAACAAAAAUACGGCCCGAUAUUCACUGUCUGGUUGGGAAAUACACCUCAAGUGAUGAUAACUGACAUCGAUUUGGCGAGAGAUGCCUUCAGGAAGAAUGAUAUGGCCGGUCGUCCCUCACCCGCCGAGUCUUAUUUUGGGUCUCAAUUGUCAAAUGAAAAAUAUCAAGACGUGGUGUUCACUGAUUACGGGCCUCAAUGGGAAGCGUUGAGACGAGUUGCACAUUCGGCCGUACAAAAAUACUCAGUAAACGAUAGAUUGAUUACUGUGGCCACCGAUUCAGUCGAUCGUACGGUUAAAGCCAUGUUAGAGAGGGAAGGAGUGGGGAAACCCUUUUCGCCCAUUAAUCACAUUUAUUUAAUGUUUCUAAAUAUUUUAGCCACGAGCAAUUUUGGAGAAACCUAUGACAUGGAGAACAAAGAAUUUAAAAGUUUUAAAUAUCUUUUACGGGAUUUUGCCAAAGAAGUCGGGCCUCGGUUUCUAAUGUGGGAAUUCUCACCAUUAGUUAGAUUUUAUGACAAAAAAUUGGUUACAAAACAUGGACGUUUAUUCGCAAAGGCGAUUGAUAUUGUUAAAGGAAAAUAUAUCAAACAUUACGACGACUAUAACGAGUCAAUUGAGAGAGACUUUUGCGAUGCACUCAUCAGUGCUAAGAAUGACGCCCUCAGAGACGGCAAAGAGUCGGCCCCUUAUCUCACGGAUACCAACCUUUCAAUGGCUAUCUUUGAUAUAUUCAUUGCCGGAACCGAUACCUCUCAACUGACAUUCCAAUGGAUUCUACUUCUGAUGACAUACUAUCCAGAAAUGCAACAGAAGUUGAGACAAGAGAUUGAGUCCCAAAUCGGAGACCGAAUGCCAACACAUGAGGACAGGAAUCGAUGCCAUUAUGUCAUGGCUUUCAUCGCUGAGACCAUGAGAUUCAGAAAUGUUGUGCCCACUGGACUUCCGCAUAGAACUCUUGUUGAUACAAAACUUGAUAAAUACACAAUACCUGAAAAUAUGUCAGUUAUGGUAUACCAGGGAAUCGUAUGCCGUAAUGACAAGGAUUGGCAAAAUAGCAAUGAAUUCAAACCCGAGAGGUUUAUUGAUAGUAAAGGACAAUACAUGACAACCCGUCCCAAAGCAUUCAUCCCCUUCGGUGUGGGCCGUCGUGUCUGUGCGGGGGAGAAGUUGGCCAUCGCUGACCUGUUCCUGGUUUUAAGUCGAUUUAUUCAGUCCACACAAGACUACAAUAUAGUGCUCGACAGUAACGGUGUAUUCAAAUCCAAAGAUCAUUGGGAUCUUGUAUUCCGACGGCUGUCCAAAGAAUAUGGCCCCGUAUUUACCUUCUGGUUCGGGACAACACCUCAAGUAGUAAUAACUGACAUCGAUUUGGGAAGAGAUGCCUUCAGGAGAAAUGAUAUGGCCGGUCGUAAUACGGAUUCUUAUUUUGGGUCUCAAAUGUCUAACGAGAAAUUUCAAGACGUGGUGUUCACUGAUUACGGGCCUCAAUGGGAGGCGUUGAGACGUGUGGCACAUUCGGCCGUACACCACAAGUACUGUCGGAGAAACUUGAUGACAUACUAUCCGGAAAUGCAGCAGAAGUUGAGACAAGAGAUUGAGUCCCAAAUCGGAGACCGAAUGCCAACACAUGAGGACAGGAAUCGAUGCCAUUAUGUCAUGGCUUUCAUCGCAGAGACCAUGAGAUUCAGAAAUGUUGUGCCCACUGGACUUCCGCAUAGAACUCUUGUUGAUACAAAACUUGAUAAAUACACAAUACCUGAAAAUAUGUCAGUUAUGGUAUAUCAGGGAAUCGUAUGCCGUAAUGACAAGGAUUGGCAAAAUGGCAAUGAAUUCAAACCCGAGAGGUUUAUUGAUAGUGAAGGAAAAUACAUGACAACCCGUCCCAAAGCAUUCAUCCCCUUCGGUGUGGGCCGUCGUGUCUGUGCGGGAGAGAAGUUAGCCAUCGCUGACCUGUUCCUGGUUUUGAGUCGAUUCCUUCAGUCCACACAAGACUAUAAUAUAGUGCUCGACAGUAACGAUGUAUUCAAAUCCAAAGAUCAUUGGGAUCUAGUAUUCCGACGGCUGGCCAAAGAAUAUGGCCCCGUAUUUACCUUCUGGUUCGGGACAACACCUCAAGUAGUAAUAACUGACAUCGAUUUGGCGAGAGAUGCCUUCAGGAGGAAUGAUAUGGCCGGUCGUAAUACGGACUCAUAUUUUGGGUCUCAAAUGUCAAACGAAAAAUUUCAAGACGUGGUGUUUACUGAUUACGGGCCUCAAUGGGAGGCGUUGAGACGUGUGGCACAUUCGGCCGUACACUAUGACUUGGAAAAUAAGGAGUUUCAGUUUUUUAAAUAUUUUUUGCGGGAUUUCGCUCGAGAAGUCGGGAAUCGGUUUCUAUUGUGGGAAUUCUCACCGAUAGUCAGAUUUUUUGACAGAAAAUUGGUUACAAAACAUAAGGGAUUGUUCACUAAAGCCAUUGCUCUCGUUAAAGGAAAGUAUACUAAACAUUAUGAAGACUAUAACGAGUCAAUUGAGAGAGACUUUUGCGAUGCACUCAUCAGUGCUAAGAAUGACGCCCUCAGAGACGGCAAAGAGUCGGCCCCUUAUCUCACGGACGCCAACCUAACGAUGGCUAUCUUAAAUAUAUUCCUCGCCGGAACCGAUACCUCUCAGCAGACAUUUCAAUGGAUUGUACUUCUGAUGACAUAUUAUCCAGAAAUGCAGCAGAAAUUGAGACAAGAAAUUGAGUCCCAAAUCGGAGACCGAAUGCCAACACAUGAGGACAGGAAUCGAUGCAAUUUUGUAAUGGCUUUCAUCGCAGAGACCAUGAGAUUCAGAAAUGUUGCGCCCACUGGACUCCCGCAUAAAGCCCUUGUUGAUACAAAACUUGAUAAAUAUUCAAUACCUAAAAAUAUGACAGUUCUUGUAUACCACGGAAUCAUAUGCCGUAAUGACAAGGAUUGGCAAAAUGCCAAUGAAUUCAAACCCGAGAGGUUUAUUGAUAGUGAGGGACAGUUCAUCACAACCCGUCCCAAAGCAUUGAUACCCUUCGGUGUGGGCCGUCGUGUCUGUCCGGGAGAGAAGUUAGCCAUCGCUGACCUGUUCCUGGUUUUGGUCCGAUUCCUUCAGUCCACACAAGACUAUGAUAUAGUGCUCGACAGUAACGGUGUAUUCAAACGGAAAGAUCAUUGGGAUGUAGUGUUCAGAGAACUGACCAAAAAAUAUGGCCCGAUAUUCACCUUUUGGUUCUUCAAUAGACCACUAGUGGUCGUGACGGACAUAGAGUUGGCCAGAGAGGCCUUCCGGAAGAAUGACUUCGCCGGCAGAGACAUAGCAUUUAUUGCGAAUCUAUUGUCUAAUGAUAAGCACUCAGACGUGAUAUUUUCCGAUUACGGGCACAGAUGGGAAGCGUUGAGACGAGUGGCACAUUCGGCCGUACAGAAAUAUUCGAUAAAUGAAAGACUAGUCUCUGUGGCCACCGAUUCAGUCGAUCGUACGGUUAAAGCAAUGUUAGAGAGGGAAGGAGUGGGCAAUGGUUUUGAUCCCAGAAGUUAUAUCUAUUUAAUGUUUCUCAACAUAUUAGCCACCAGUGCUUUCGGCAUUAGUUAUGAAUUUGAAGACAAAGAAUUCAAAUUUCUUAAAUAUGUGUUAAAAGACUUCGGACAAGAACUCGGCGCUCGAGUAUUCUUAUGGGAAUUCUCACCAAUAUUGAGAUUAUUGGAUCGAAAACUGGUUAAUAAAAAUAAGGACCUUGCUAAUGAGUUAAUUGCUUUAGUUAAGGAUAAGUUUACAAAACAUUACGACGACUAUAACGAGUCGAUUGAGAGAGACUUUUGCGAUGCACUCAUCAGUGCUAAGAAUGACGCCCUCAGAGACGGCAAAGAGUCGGCCCCUUAUCUCACGGACGCCAACCUCGCGAUGACUGUUAUGGACCUAUUCUUCGCCGGAACCGAUACCUCUCAGCAGACAUUUCAAUGGAUUCUACUUCUGAUGACAUACUAUACAGAUAUGCAUCAAAAGUUGAGACAAGAGAUUGAGUCCCAAAUCGGAGACCGAAUGCCAACACAUGAGGACAGGAAUCGAUGCCAUUAUGUCAUGGCUUUCAUCGCUGAGACACUGAGAUUCAGAAAUAUCGUACCCCAGGGUUUGCCCCAUAAGGCUAUUGUCAGGAGUACUAUCGGCGAUUACACAAUACCUGAAAAGAUGCAAAUUCUUGUAUAUCAGGGAAUCAUAUGCCGUAAUGACAAGGAUUGGCAAAACGCCGAUGAAUUCAAACCCGAGAGGUUUAUUGAUAGUGAGGGACAUUUCAUAACUACCAGACCUCAAGCCUACAUACCCUUCGGUGUGGGCCGUCGGGUCUGUUUGGGCGAGAAGUUAGCCAUCGCUGACCUGUUCCUCGUUUUGGUCCGAUUUCUUCAGUCCACACAAGACUAUGAGUUAGUCCUCGACAGCCAUAAAGGCAUUGAAGCCGAUCCUAAUGUUUCGGAUGCCUUCAAUCCGUCAAGGUUCUAUCAUUUACGGUCGCAACUGCCUCCCGGACCGCAUCCGUUGCCAAUAGUGGGCAAUAUUUUACUAUUCAAACGGAAAGAUCAUUGGGAUGUAGUGUUCAGAGAACUGGCCAAACAAUACGGCCCGGUAUUCACCUUUUGGUUCUUCAAUAGACCACAAGUUGUUGUGACAGAUAUAGUGAUGGCCAGAGAGGCGUUCCGGAAGAAUGACUUCGCCGGUAGAGACCUAUCAUAUAUCGCGAGUAUGUUUGCUAACGAGAAGCGCUCAGACGUGGCGUUUGCUGAUUACGGGCACAGAUGGGAGGCGUUGAGACGAGUGGCACAUUCGGCCGCACAGAAAUAUUCAAUAAAUGAAAAGCUAGUCUCUGUGGCCACCGAUUCAGUCGAUCGUACGGUUAAAGCCAUGUUAGACAAGGAAGGAGUGGGCAAUGUUUUUAAUCCCAAGAAUUAUGUCCUUUUGCUAUUUCUAAACAUAUUGGCCACCAGUGCUUUUGGACAGAGUGCUAAGAAUGACGCCCUCAGAGACGGCAAAGAGUCCGCACCCUAUCUGACCGAUGAGAACCUCUCGAUGACUAUCUUUGACAUGUUCUUCGCCGGAACCGAUACCUCUCAGCAGACAUUUCAAUGGAUUUUACUUCUGAUGACAUACUAUCCGGAAAUGCAGCAGAAGUUGAGACAAGNCUUCUGA
This is a messenger RNA of Medioppia subpectinata, 8754 nucleotides long. The record is from the annotation of a GenBank genome assembly. Lineage: Eukaryota; Metazoa; Arthropoda; Arachnida; Sarcoptiformes; Oppiidae.